Molecule: messenger RNA, 1992 nt
Organism: Cylicocyclus nassatus
Lineage: Eukaryota; Metazoa; Nematoda; Chromadorea; Rhabditida; Strongylidae
Source: the annotation of a GenBank genome assembly
GAUUCACCCGUCGUCUGGCCUGUUCCCCGGGUAAUCCACGAGUUUUACAACCGUACACAUCCACGCGCACCGGCGAGAGUGAGAGUUCGCUCGAGAGGAGCACCGAACUGCUUGCACUUCUGCGGGGCAGGGGCGAACAUGCAUGUGCCGCCACAGCUGCUUCAUCAGCUGCCGUUGCUGGCCAUUUUCAUCGUGCCCGUGACCAGUGCUUACUUUGGACUGCGAAGGAUUAACAUGAAGAGUGCCAUACAUUUCCAACAGGGAACCCGAGGCUCUUCGGCAUGGCGUGCUGCACUCACAAUGAGUACAUUGACAAUACCAUCAUUUGCGUUCUGGUGCUUACUAAUGCGUGGGCCAUCAGCAAUGGCUUAUCAAUUUGGAUUUUCAUUGGCUAUCGUGGUAAUUUUCUGUUCUGUAGCUGGAAUACUUCACUAUGUGCCUUCACCGAGUCUUUUUGCCUACCCACAACUUCGAUUUCAAUCCAGUAACUUACGCCUGGCGCUUUCGAUACUGCAAACAAUCGUCACAUUUCUCUGUAUUCUGCUUGUGCUCCUGCAUUCGUCGUCACUGCUCGCGUCAGUGUCGCUCUUCACGCUCUACCUCUGCAUAGCACUCGUCGCAUUCUUUCCAUUAUUCGCUGUGGUUUUCUCCGGAUAUUCAUGUAUUAUGACGCUGUCUUUGCUUCUACAUAUAUUCUGCAUCCUCUUUGGCAUCGGUGUGUUCCUCGUUUUUGGCAUAAAAGACGUGACCACGUUUCGAACCAUCGUCCCCUAUGAAUUCACUAUCACUGACAGCAUCGUAUCCUUCUUGGUCGGUUUCGUCGUCUCACUUUACCAAUUGGCUUCUAGUCCGUUACUUUAUCAGGCUUACUUUCCUAUUCCGACGCUUCACAAGCUACGACUCACGCUGGCGUUUCACGGUGUAUUCCAGCUGUUCUCAUCGAUUUUGGUUUUUGUCACAAUUUCGUUAUUCUAUGCAUUUCUGGAGAGUAAAUGCUCAAGAACAUUUUCCUAUCAAACUCUGUUCGAAUUUGCCAAGCAUACUGUGCCACACCCAACUCUUGCCUAUGCCGUGAUUGUGUCGUUUCUUUCGGUGUUCACAUUUUCUACGCAGUGGUUAUUCAUGAGCAUCACUACACAUGUAUGGGAGGAGUUCGUGAAGGUACACCUCCGAGAUCUGGGCUCAAUGAAGCAGCUCUGUUGCUUGCAGUCGAUCCUCUUGCUCAUUUGCGCUGCUUCGGUCACCAUAGCCUCUGCCAUUCGCUUCUUUCAAAUUCCUUAUGAUCUACUCACGCCAGCUACUGUGAUGUUGAUUCUGACAUUAUGCGCUGCAAUGUGUGGGAUCUUCAUGUGUGGAUAUUUUCUGCCAUUUUGCAACUCAAAGGGAGCCAUGGCCUCUUUGCUGGUCACCAUCGUAAGCUCCAUUAUCCUCUUCUAUCUGUACGCCUCUCAUAAUACAUUGCCAAGCUUCAAGAACAACUGUGCGGUAGAAGCCGUUACAAAUUCUACUAUUGCACUAAGGUCUUUCAACAUGGAAAAAGUGAUGCUUAUGGCAUCACAUAUGCCAUUGCAUUCUCAUCCCAUCGUGGCUUUUGUGAUAAGCAUCGUCAUUUGCCCGAUAGUGUCACUCUUCACCGGCGGACAGGACCAGAUGAGUCUCGACUGGAAUCUCGUCGUGAUGCCCGGCUCUUUGGGACGUGGCUCAGCUUACAGUAAACGACCGUUCGUCGAAAGCGAAUCGUUCCGCUAUGCGCAGCACACCGCCAGCCCUGGUUUGCUCAAGUGGCAACGAUAACACAUUACUUUGUGUUGUACAUAGUGCUUAUCACGCUUCUUUGUUCUCAUUUCGAGUCAAUGCCUGUAUUCAGAAAUUCUUUCGUGCUUUUUCACUUUGUUCUUGACUUUCUGCAUUUUCACGUUUGUAGCAAUUGUUCAUAUCAUGAUUGAGCUACGGGUCAGAUGUCCAGUGAUUUUUUAGAGGAAUAAAAGCAAU